AUGAACUUUAGAGAUGAAAGACCUACUACAAGCCCAAAUGCAUUCAAUAUAUCUAGACUUUUGGACUCAAAUCGUGAAAGGCCAGGAAUUGCUUGUAUAUUCCUGAGUAAAUUUGACAUGAAGAGGGGAAAUAUUGUAAUCUGGUCUAAGAGCAUCAAUGAUGCGACAUUCGACUUGACCAAUAUUGAAUUCAAAUCGUUGCCGGCUGGUAUUCACGAACAAACUGAUGAUAUUGUCAAUUUUGUAGUUCCUAGAGGAUCUGGCGCCGGGGAUAAUGCCAAGGACGCUGUUUAUGAUUACGGCAUUGCUUAUUUUAAACAAAAUUCUUUUGAUAUUAUUGAAAAUGAUAAUCAGGUUGAUAGAAGUAAAGUUCAAAUGUUUUCUCUUGGUAUAAUUAUUGAUGUCCAAGGUGCCUCAUCAGAUAGUAAUAAGCGAUUCUAUAAAGAAACGUACCUUGCAUACGGCGCCAACAGAUAUGCAGGUUAUCUAAAGAAACUACUAAGUCAAUGGACAAGGCAGAACGAUCUUGAUAAAUUUGAUAUUUUUCAGAAUUUUUUUGAGAAGAAUAGCAAACAGCACAUAGCGGGAUGUACAGUAGAAAGAGCCGACGAUUCGAUUGAGGAAGGGCGACAUUUGGUUGAAUAUUUCCCUUAUUGGGUAAGGAAGUUAGGGCCUUUGAUUUUUCCACUUUGGAAAGCGAGUCUUCUUCAGAGGAGGAUAUUAAUAUUAGUUCCUCAAGGAGAAUCCUUUGAAUUAUGCAAUUCCUUAGUCUACUGCGUUUUUAUAAUAUCGAUGCUUUCAAAAGACUUGGUAGGGAAUCAUGUGAGCGACGAGUACAUCACGCCUAUUUUCACGGUGUCAACAUCAGAUAUACCAUUCCUGGAAUCCUUCAAAAAUGGGAGUGGUUAUGUCGCCACAACCAGUGAGGAAAUAUUGCUGUAUAAACCUGAAAUAUAUGACGUAGUAGUCAAACUUCCCUCAAGUUCAAUUAUGAGAGAAUUUCCGGAGAAAGACGUCGAAAUCCUUACUGCAUCUUGCGAACAAAGCAAAGCCACUCCUCUUGACUUGGAGACGUAUGAAAAAGCAAUACUUGGUGAAUUAAGAGAUGAUAUUUCAAUAAGUGUGAAAAGCAAGCUUCAAAAGGUGACAGAGCCUAUAUCGUGGUUGCAGUUUUUAAUCGACGGGUUUUAUCUUCUAACCACUGCAGGCUAUAUAGUGGCGCCCUAUCACCUGGUAAAGAAUCUCAGGAUUCCGAAGCACGUUUCUCGUCCAAAAGCUGAGGAUUCGGAAACGCAGAUAACUGAAAAUCUAAUUUGCUAUUUCCACCUUAGAACGUCAAAUUUGUACAACAUGCUGAAAGACCUUAUUCAAAAGAACGAAGAUGAAGAUUCAGCACAACCGAUUAUUAUUGCAGCUUCAUUCUUAACCGAGUUAAAUUUAGAUUGCUUUAGUAUACAGGAUCACCAAUUUAUUAAGGAUAUCGUCGAUAAAUGGUUUCAAAAAAGCAUUGAUAUCAGUCAUCUUCCAGAAUGUGUUGGGAAUCUUUGCUAA
Messenger RNA from Saccharomyces kudriavzevii IFO 1802, 1551 nucleotides. It is a transcript of the gene ANR2, whose product is annotated as Anr2p. The transcript has a single exon. The record is from RefSeq and is a predicted model, not a curated record. Gene Ontology annotation, cellular component: lipid droplet. NCBI's taxonomy places the organism in Eukaryota, Fungi, Ascomycota, Saccharomycetes, Saccharomycetales, Saccharomycetaceae. The coding region runs from base 1 to 1551 and encodes 516 amino acids.